AUGCAGAACAUACCAGGCUUGUCCUUCUUUGACGGCCUCACCCGCUCACGGCCAACCUCUUCCGUCUCAAACACAUCUCGCUCAACCUCAGCAACAUCACCCCCUGACACUCCCCUACGCGAUGCUGCCCCAUUCGCCUCUCUCCGCUCGCAUUCGCACCCUCUCAGUGGAAGCGAGAGCGGCCUCGACAGUCCAAGGGGUUCGUCAGGCGCCUUUGACGACCCACUCUCACCCUCAGGAACAGCACUCCCUGCAUCAUCGUUCUCAAGAAGGGCCGCCUCUGUCUCUGCUGCCUCAUCGCCUAUGCCUGGUCUCCCUACUCGACGAAUAAGCGGGAACACGACAGCGACCAGGUCCUCUAUUCUUUCCAAAGACAGCAUCUUUUCGGCUCCUAUUCUGAACCAACGACCAAGCAGCGCUGCAGAAAAUAGCACAAAGUCAUCAUCAUCGCCAGCAGCAGGAGGAAGAGACCGGAGUAGCUCAUUUUUAGGCAGAGAGAGCAAUGAACCCACUGCGAAGGAUGUGGCUCUAAUGGCCUUUGGAACUCAAGCCUUCGCUAUGCUGAAGCGGAUUCAAGAACACCCCAUCGAACUCGCAGAUAUCAUUCGUCUCUUGGUUACCAAAAAGGCCAUUUUGAUUCUGCCAACAUAUCCGGCAUCGACAGAGGAUCCGGUUCCUCAGCGUGCAUACUACGAGGACCACGUCAUCAUCCCUGAGAGCAACUCUGGGGAAUCCCUCUUUGUGACGCUAAGUGGCAUCCGAGGUAUUCUAAAACCUGCGUCAUCAUCGAUAGCCCUUUUGGGUCUGGCGACAGGACAGGAUUUUGGCACCAUGGUCUCGGACGCCUCUGGACCCACCAAGCGAUCCUUCUUUGACAACAUUUCCAAAUCCGAAGGGGCUACGAAUACAAAAGCCGAGGAUGAACUGGAGCUGGUCAACUCGAGCAGGAAACCAGUGGUCAUUUUCGUUGAAUCUGUGGGAUCUAUCCAAGCACUGUUGGUCGACAAGAUGAUCCCUCGGCCGGAAGGAGAAGAGACUCCGACGCCCAUUGUCCCUCUGGCUUCAGGAAUUCUGUCAGUCAGGGAUCGAUCGGCAGCGAGGAGGACCGCCAGCUCUGCGAGUUCCGUGCGAUCUAUGAGCUUUGCAGAGGAGAAGGAAAAGGAUGCGACACCUUUGCCAAAGUUGCCCAAGAUUGCGUCCGAUGUUCCCUUGGAGUGGGAUAAUAUGAUCCGAGAUCUGGAGAGGUACCUUAUGGUGAUAAAGCUGAGAAAGAGCCCUUUGCCUAAUGCCGAUCGCUAUGCGAAUGAGUUUCAACGGAAAUACGACGAAGUCCGUCAUCGCUUCGAGGUGUAUGGAUCUGCAUCAGGAAUGAACAAUAGAUGGACUGAGCGCGACUUUGAUGAGGUGCAGCAGUGGGUGGAGGCAUGGCUUUGUCGCGAGAUGUACUCGGUUAUCUUUCCGCAAUCAGUCGACGGACCAAAUAGCCAGGAUUAUCUACAGGACGAGCAACUGCAGGCCAAGAUUGCGGCACUCAACUUUUUGGAUCUGACACUGGAGCACCUGGGCUUCGUCUUGGAGCACCCCGAGGAUGUUGAGCACAUCGCUCAGGUCGUCCGCGAGGGAGGUCUCGAGAUGCAAAAGUUGGCGCUGGUCAAGUCUCCGACGGACAAGAUGAACGUCAUCCUUUCCUCACACCGCGUCGUUGUUGAUGCGUUGAAUAGAGAGCCUGCUGUUCAGGAAAUGCUAGCAGAGGCAGAGCAACCUGCAGAAACACCCGCCGUGACAACAAGCGGUGAAACUCAGGAUCCUGUGUCAGUCGCUGCAUCUUCAACAAAACCCAUCAACCCGACUGGCGAAUCGAAAGUGACCGAGAACAAACCCUCUUCUCCCACCAGCACCAAGAACAAGCGGCCCAACAUGCCUAAGAUCAUGAUGGACGGUGACAUUCCUCGAGGCAACUCUCCACUAUCGCCAGGAGUCCGCCAGGUCAAGAUCCCUAUGGAUGAGGGGUAUGAGCGUCGGUCACUGGCGGAUGAUGACGAAAGCGCCAGUCGACCCGUGUUAAAGGCAGAAACUGCCGAGACCCUCGAGGCGGCAGUUGCAUGUAGCAGCCCAGAUGCAGAGCAAAAGCAGGACAACACCAAGGACGAGACCAAGAGUGAUACCACGACAGAGGUCAAUCCAGCCAACGUCGCAUUGCCCAUGAGCCCUGCCCCCCUAGAAGAAUCGUCAACCCUGUCAAUUGUCGUCCCUGAAAUCGUAGAGGCGGAACCAGCAUCAACAACAACUAAGACAGAACCGGUAGCAGCAACAGAUAGUGCUCUCCCAGUCUUACCUUCUUCUCGCAAGCAGUACAGUGCCGACGUCUUGCUGCCGUUGCUCAUCUUCAGCGUCGUCAAGAGUAACCCGCCCAUGCUAAUCUCGAACCUUAGGUAA
This is a messenger RNA of Linnemannia hyalina, 2436 nucleotides long. The record is from the annotation of a GenBank genome assembly. Lineage: Eukaryota; Fungi; Mortierellomycota; Mortierellomycetes; Mortierellales; Mortierellaceae.